Messenger RNA from Rotaria sp. Silwood1, 783 nucleotides. The record is from the annotation of a GenBank genome assembly. Lineage: Eukaryota; Metazoa; Rotifera; Eurotatoria; Philodinida; Philodinidae.
AUGAAUCAAGUCAUCAAAUUGUAUGAUCUUGCGCCAUCAUCCACUUCAACUCGGUAUUAUUCACCGACGACAUGGAAGACUCGCAUGGGUUUAUUGCAUAAGAAUGUCGAGUUCGAAACGAUUCCUAUUAACUUUCUGGAUUUAAGAGGUGAGCUUGCCACUCGUUCACAUCAGCCUAAUAUUACUGUGCCGGCCCUCGAACUACCCGACGGGCGAUUUAUCUACGACUCAUUUCGUAUUGCCGAGUGGCUAGAAGAGAGCUAUCCCGAUGCUCCGUCUCUUUUUACUGGUGAUGGCGAGCCAUCCCGUGAGGCUCGACCUGAACAUGUAACCACAGGUAAAACCUAUGCACGUCUGAUUGACUUGGGUCUUGGCGCCUCCAAAUCUGAAUGGGCCGUUUGGUACGAUCUGUUCUUUCCUCAACUCGAUCAACAAAUCAUUGGUGAAGAACUUCGAGCCUACUUUACGUCUGACUUACGACUCGGCCCACAAGGAUAUCAAAAAUUGCUUGCACUCGAUAGGCAAGAAAUGAUAAGACGUGCCAAAAUGAAUAUACAGCCUCUCGUCGAAGUCUUACGCGAGCGUCCAAAUCAAUAUUUUCAAGGCACACAUCCAGGUCAAGUGGACUACAUCGUUUUCGGUCGUUACGCUUAUUGUCGUAUGCUUGAUCCAGUACUUACAAAGGAAAUAUGGGAUGAACAGGGAGAAGAACUAAGCAAUUGGAUUCGUAAAUUGUCUCAAGCUUAUGAUGGACACGCUCAGAAACUUUUUAGUAGCUUCUAA